Lacerta agilis (Sand lizard) is the source of this 2167-nucleotide messenger RNA. RefSeq names its product replication initiator 1-like. The coding region runs from base 1 to 1500 and encodes 499 amino acids. Lineage: Eukaryota; Metazoa; Chordata; Lepidosauria; Squamata; Lacertidae. Gene Ontology annotation, biological process: regulation of transcription by RNA polymerase II. Gene Ontology annotation, molecular function: RNA polymerase II cis-regulatory region sequence-specific DNA binding; DNA-binding transcription factor activity. The record is from RefSeq and is a predicted model, not a curated record. The transcript is spliced from 5 exons.
AUGGCUACCUACCUGUAUCUAGAACCAGUGAGGGCGGUGAAUGUCCUGUCCGAUCUCUUGGGAACAGCUCGCAUCGACGCCACGUUGGCUGCCAACCUGAGCAGCGCGGAAAAGGGCUUGGACCAAUGCAUGAAGCCCAAGGCGGCCCAGUCCUUCUCCAGCUUGCCAAGGCCACUUGCCCAAGAGCCAAGGAUCAGCAGCUCCAGCUCACCCCUCGAGGCAGCGCAGCAGAGGAAAGCGGCGCGGGGAGGGCAGAGCAGCUCUUGCCAGAAGCCGCCGCGGCUUCUCCUGCUGCAGCUGCAGGAAGUGGAAAACUCCCCGAGGCUGCGGUUGCAGUUGCUGCCUGCCUGCCUGCCUGCCUGUGCCUGGGAUGUCUUGCAACAAACCUCGCGCGGGGCCGUUGCUGGGCGAAGCCGAGGAGGAGCGCGGAGCUGCCGUUGCUGCUGCAAAAGGUACGUCGUUGCAGCAAAUAAAAGGCGAGCGAGCGAGGAAGGGAGGCAGCGCCGGCCCUCCCCUCCCCUCCGCCAACCCCGCGGGCCGGAUCCUGCCUGCAGUGCCUCGUGCAAAGCGGAGGAGGAGCAGCAGCAGCAGCCCGGGCACGGAAGCGAGGGCCCCAUGGAGGGAGACAAGGAGCCGCCCGCCCGGGGCCACCAGGCUUCCCCGCGGGGGGGUGACAACCCCUUCCCGUUCCCUGCUUGGGAGGAGGGCUCCGGGGACGAGAACGCCCUGGUCAUCCACAGCCAGGUGGAGGAGGAGGAGCACCACAAAUGCGCGGCCUGUGGCGAGAGCUUCCCGCACCCGCUGAGCCUCUUGCGCCACCAGAAGCAGCAGCACGCAGGCGAGCGGGCCUUUGUGUGCCCCGAGUGCGGGCGAGGCUUCACCCUCAAGCACAACCUCAUCAUCCACCAGAGGAUCCACACCGGGGAGAAGCCCUUCGGAUGCGGCGUUUGCGGCAAACGCUUCAGCCUCAAACAGAACCUCCUGACCCACCAGAGGGUGCACGGCAGUGGCGGUGGAGAGGGGGCCCCCUCCUGCUCAGUCUGCGGGAAGACCUUCCGGGAACAGCGCUUGCUCCUCGCCCACCGCCAGAAAGGCAGCUGCGGCCCCCCCGCCCAGGAGAAGCCAGGGGCGCCCUCCCCGCCGCGGAUGCAGACCCGGGGGAGGCCCCGCGAGGAGGGUGACGCGCAGAGGCCGCUGCGGGUGAAGCACCAGCAGAAGCCCCGCCAGAACGGGGCGGCCUUCCCCUGCCCGGAGUGCGGAGAGGCCUUCGGCCGCCGGAGCAGCCUGGCCGGCCACCGCAGGACCCGCCACCAGGCCGAGAGGCCGCCGCAGGGCGAGGAGGGCCGCAGGCACCCCAAGGAGGCCCCCGCAAGCCCCGGCCGGAGGCUCCACGCGGGAGACGCCCCCUUCCAGUGCCUCACCUGCGGGAAGAACUUUGCACAGAAGGGCAACCUGGCCGCUCACCGGAGGAGCCACUUGGGGCAGGAGGCCCUCGGCUGAGGAGGGGGGAGCUGCUUCUUCCAUGGGCCAGGGCGGGGAGGCCGGAGGAGGAAGGGGGCAGCCGUGGGGGGUCCUGGAAGUGGAAGGGCCUUUCUUUGGGAUGUGGGAGCACGGAGGGGCUUGGGGAUAAUGCCUGGAGGUCGAGGGCAUCUCAGCAGGGCAGCGUUCGCCCUGCCAGGGAUAUGGACUAUAACCGCUCCAGGAACUUGGGGUCCCAUCUGCCGGGGGCAUUGAAGAAUUGCCUGGGGACCCCUCUUUCCUUUCUGAAGCAAAAGCCCAUUUUCUACUCAUCGGCCGCAUUUCAAGCCUGGGUGUUCCCUCAACUUUCAUAGGCGGGAUUUUUCUCACGCCGUGCCACCGUUUGGUUUACGUUUCGGGCAGCGGGCGUUGUGCUCCUCUUAAGUUUCCGUUCUGAGCCACUGCACCACGCAGCGUUACUUCCGCUCUGGGAUUUCCCAGCGUUUAUGUUCUGCUUCCCGUUUGACAAGUACGGAUGCCCGGGUUUAUUUCCCCCAAACUCGGUUUGGUGGUUAAUUCCUGCCCUCCCCAAAGAUCCACGCAGCAUGUCCAGCUACAGCCUUCCCUGUUCUCUUGGUCCUGCAGCAGAGUGUCGAAGAGUCAUCUGGUUUGGGGGGGGCUGGACGGGUCAAAAUUGGUGCCAAAGAUA